This is a messenger RNA of Rhizoctonia solani, 4791 nucleotides long. RefSeq names its product Retrotransposable element Tf2 protein. Gene Ontology annotation, molecular function: zinc ion binding; nucleic acid binding. Bases 1 to 4791 code for a protein of 1596 amino acids. The transcript is spliced from 6 exons. Gene Ontology annotation, biological process: DNA integration. The record is from RefSeq and is a predicted model, not a curated record. NCBI's taxonomy places the organism in Eukaryota, Fungi, Basidiomycota, Agaricomycetes, Cantharellales, Ceratobasidiaceae.
AUGCGCGACCCCAGGGAAUGCUUAGCACGCGAAUCCAAACUGAGCAAUCAGGAGAAAGCCGAUAUAGUCAAAUACGCCAAACUAGUACAGAUUGAAGAGUUAACUCGGCCCUCAGAAGGAGGACCAAAGACAGCCGAGGUUCCAGACCUAGAACGAAUUCCAUCAGAGCAACUGCUAGAGGAAGUACAGUUCUUGGAGCAUCUAACUAGGGAACAACGGUUAAAAUUAGAGGCUAUAGUAAGAAAGAACGAGUUGGCAUUUGGAUUAAAUGGAAGAUUGGGAAAUUAUGACGCACAAGUGGAAAUCAAGUUAAGGCCAGGAACUAAGGAAAUAUCUUUAGCACCGUAUUCAGCGUCCCCGGCUAAGCGUGAAGUUAUUGAUAAGCAAAUCAAGGAAUGGUUACGAUUGGAAGUGAUAGAACCUUCUAAAAGCGCGUGGGGAUUCCCAGUAAUUGUAGUAUACAGAAAUAGUAAACCACGCGUAUGCAUAGACUAUCAAAGGCUCAACGCCGUAAGCAUACCAGAUGAAUACCCAUUACCUAAGCAAACAGACAUCUUACAUGCGCUCAAAGGAGCCCAAUGGCUAUCCACACUAGACGCCCUCGCAGGAUUCACGCAGUUAAGCAUCAAAGAGGAAGACCAGGACAAAACGGCGUUUAGAUGCCAUCAAGGAUUGUUUAAUUUCAAACGACUACCAUUUGGGUACAGGAACGGCACCUCACUCCCCCACGCCGUUUCAAACAUUCCAUCCACACGCUCUGGCGUCCCCCACCCAUACUCCCGUCCUACUAGCCGCUCCUCUCGACGUUCCAUUCCAACCAAUUCCCAACCGGCCUCUCGCAGCGCAUCACCCACUUUGCGAGACUUGCCAAGGAUGGAACCAGAGCCGUCCCCUUCCGCUCUCCUCAAGGCUAUCACAGCCCUCACAGCCACCGUCGGGUCCCUACAGGACCAAAUCCGAGCCCAAAGCCAACAGAUUGUUGAGCUCAGGGCCAUAUGCAGGGAGACCGCAGACCUCCUUGGAGAUAAAGACCAGGGAGCAGCCCAAGCCAAGCCUGGCCCAUCGACUGGGCCUGUCACUCCUCCCACCCACUCGGGAGGAGAAGCCCACACUCCAGGCACGGUUAGGCCUGGACUCAAGGCCCCAUUCCGGCCUUCCAGAGGAACCGGGUUCGACUCAGAGGAAGAGGAAGAACCAAGGCGCCCCAAAAAGGAGCCUCAAGGAACGCCUAGGAGGCACCUAGGGUCCCUAACCCCCUUUGACGCAGGGUCCAGCGUAAAACGGCCUAAAAUGGACCUCCCUGACCCAUAUAAGGGAGACACCAGGGGCCGCAAAGCCACCCAAUGGCUGGACAGAAUGAUGCUCUGGGUAGCCCUCCACCGGGACCAAUUUGACGAGGAGGAGCAGAUGGUUGUGUGGAUCCUCUACCACAUGACCGAUAAGGCCGCAGACUGGGCGCUCCCCAUCAUUGGGGCAAUCAUCAAAGGAGAAGGGAACCCUCCUACCACCAUCCAGGCCCUAACGGGCAAAUUCAAAGAGGCGUUUGACGAUCCAGAUGCCAAGAGGGCUGCCGCCAGGAAAAUCGCGGCACUCUCCCAAACCACCACAACCUCUGAGUACGUCACGGAGUUCCGCAAUCUCAUGGCGGAAUUAGACUGGAACGAGGAAGCCUACAUUGCGCAGUUCACGCGAGGCCUCCACUGGAAGGUGAAGGAAUUGCUAUCAACCAAAGAUAGUGUUCCUGACGAACUCGAAGCAAUUUUCGCGGCUUCCAUAAAAAUUGACAAUAUUUGCCGCAAAAACAAGGAGAACCGCCCGAAGAAGGCACCCGCCAAGUCCCCGGCCACCGUGGCCACUACCUCCACUACCACCACACAACGGGUCCGCCUAUCGGAAGACCCUAAUUACGUCACCCCGGAGGAAAGGGACCGCCGCCGCGCAUCUGGGCUAUGCGUCAAAUGCGGACAAAAGGGGCAUGGCAUCAAGCAAUGCCCUAACGGCUGGAAAGCCACAAUUAAGGAGGUUGCCAAGCCCUCGACUCCAAAAAGGGACAUUGUAGAUACCUGCGUAGAAUUUGUUUCUGUUGGACUUGACUCUAAUAAAAAACCGCUAUUGUUUAUCAAUCUACACGUCCAAAACUCCCAGGCAGACCCCAUCAAAACCCUCAUAGACUCCGGCGCCACCUCCAAUUUCAUAUCCCCAAGCGUAGUAGAAAAACUCAAAAUCCCAAAAACCCAACUCGAAAAUCCACGAGUUGUGAGAAUGUUAGAUGGUACUAUCUCCCAGACUGGUCGCAUAUGGCACCAGGUCCAACUCACGGUCUUGGCCAAUGGCCAUACCCACUCCAUUCCCUUUUUAGUCUGCCCCAUUGGCAAUACCCCGGCAAUUCUAGGCAUGACUUGGUUAACGGCAGAAGCUCCCCUUAUUGAUUGGCAACAAGGUUUAAUUACCUUCCCAGAUCAGGUCCAAAUUGCAUCAGAAGAGGAGGCAGAUCCAAACUCCCUAGCAAACCUCCCAGAACAAUACCAUGAAUUUGCCAAAGUCUUUGGUGAAGAAGAAUUCAAGGUACUUCCCCCACAUAGGGAAUACAACAUUGCCAUAGAUCUUGUCCCGGAUGCCAAGCUAUCUCCCGGUCCCAUAUAUGGCAUGACAGAUGCAGAAUCCAAGGCGCUAAAGCAACACAUAGAUGAGGAAUUAGCAACAGGAAAAAUUCGUCCUAGCACCUCCUCCGCUGGCGCUCCAGUGAUGUUUGUCAAGAAAGCCAACGGUUCCCUCCGGCUAGUUGUCGAUUACAGGAAGCUGAAUGACGUCACCCAAAAGAACCUGUACCCCUUGCCAAGACAAGACGACCUCAUGGCCAAACUGAGGCAUGCCAAAAUCUUCACAAAACUGGAUCUACGUUGGGGAUACAAUAACGUCCGAAUCAAGGAGGGUGACGAAUGGAAGACAGCCUUCCGCACCAAAUAUGGAUUAUUCGAAUACCUGGUUAUGCCUUUUGGUCUCACGAACGCCCCUGCAGCAUUCCAACACUUUAUGAAUGAUUUGUUCAGGGACCUAAUUGACGUAACGGUGGUGAUUUACCUAGACGACAUUCUCAUCUUCUCAGAAAAGCCAGAAGACCAUCCAAUCCACGUCAGAGAAGUCCUGUCCCGACUUAUGAAGAACCAACUGUUCUGUAAACUGACAAAAUGCUACUUCCACGUGACCACGGUCGACUAUCUUGGCAUUGUCAUAUCACCUGCCGGUUUCUCCAUGGACCAGAAGAAAAUUGAGGCAGUAACGUCCUGGCCCCAACCUAAAACAGUCAAGCAAGUCCAGGCUUUCCUAGGGUUUGUCAAUUACCUCCGACGAUUCAUCCCCAACUUCAGUUCGGUUGCACGCCCGCUCCAUAACCUCACAAAAAAGGAAACCCCCUGGUCAUGGGGCAACCUGGAGGAGUCAGCAUUCCAGGAAUUGAAGUCUCUGGUUACCAAAUCCCCGGUCCUGAUUCAUUCCAAUCCAGCACUACCCUAUUACCUUGAAACGGACGCAUCAGGGGUAGCAAUGGGGGCCAUACUCAGCCAACGAGGUCCAGACAACCGGUUACAUCCCAUCGCCUAUAUGUCCAAGUCAUUUUCAGGAGCAGAGGCCAAUUACGACACCCACGAUAAGGAACUCCUGGCUAUCAUUAAGGCACUGGAAGAAUGGAGGAUAUUCUUGGAAGCAACGGACAAACCGGUACAAGUCUUCACAGAUCAUAGAAACCUGGACGAUUUUAACUUUGAAAUCCACUAUCGCCCAGGAAAGCAAUCCGGGAAACCAGACGCGUUGUCCAGGAGAUCAGAUUACGUAGAUACGCCCCCAGAACCGGAGGUCAUGUUACCAGAAGAAGUCUUUGCCAAUACCUCCAAGGAAGAAGUUGAAAUUGUCACGGAAAUUCGUUCCAGACUCAGGGAGGAUCCAUCCCUGGAACCCAUCAUCCAGUUCCUGACAGAAGACGUGGACAACGCACCCCCCCCAUUCGGAAAGCUUACAGGGAUUACGACUGGGAAGAAGACCUACUAUGAUUCAGAAGUCCUGAAGGAGCAAUUACUCAGGGAAUUCCAUGACUCCCCACUAGCUGGUCAUCCAGGUCAACAGAGAACCCUUGAACUCCUAAGUCGCAAUUACUGGUGGCCAGGCAUGAAAUCAUCCGCCAAAGAAUGGGUAGAAUGUUGCCCCACAUGCCAGGCCAACCGCCGAGCCCAUGCCCCGGUCAUCACCCUCAAACCUCUGGAAGUUCCCCCCUAUCCGUUCCACACCAUUUCCUAUGACUUUAUCACCGGAUUCCCAAAGUCAAACGGUCACGACGCAAUUUUGGUAGUUAUUGACUCCUUCUCCAAAUUUGGGCAUUUUAUCCCAACUACCAAGAAGGUCACCUCCAAGGGUCUAGCGGAUUUAUUCAUCUCACAAGUGUGGAAACUCCAUGGGUUGCCGGUCAGAACAAUAUCAGACAGAGGAACUACGUUCACAGGAAAAUUCCUCAGGGCACUCUACCAACGUCUUGGAGUUAAACCAUCCUUCUCGUCAGCUUACCACCUGGAGUCAGACGGUCAAACAGAGAGAGUGAACCAGUUCAUUGAGUUCUACCUAAGGUCAUACGUUGCGGCAGACCACUCAGACUGGGCCUCGUGGUUACCAUUAGCAGAAUAUGCCUACAACAACGCAAGACAUUCUGCCACUGGGAAAACCCCCUUUGAGUUGGUAUACGGACAAAACCCUGUCAUGAACCCAUCCAACGUCCCCGCAAAUUUCCAGAAGCAGACCAAGUAG